Messenger RNA from Symbiodinium necroappetens, 2859 nucleotides. NCBI's taxonomy places the organism in Eukaryota, Dinophyceae, Suessiales, Symbiodiniaceae. The record is from the annotation of a GenBank genome assembly.
AUGAACAACAGCCAGUUCUUGCAUGACAGAACAGGCCGCAUUCCGCCUACAGAUGCUGAGUAUGGCAAAGCGUCUGGUGUACCUUCUCGCGACUUCUGGGUUGUCUUUGCUGCAUGUCUUCUCGGUUUGAUGGGCUGCUUCCUGCUGAUCGUGGGGGUUUCUGAGUACAAUACCCGGCGUUGGAGAAAAAGAUUCGCCAAAGACGAGGAGCUGGCUUUGGCAAAGCCUUCCAACAGCUUGAGCUGUGCGCAACGAGAGGUGUUUCGCGGAUCUCGCUAUGGCGUCAGCUUUGCAUUUCACAUGGAUUUGGCGUGGCGGGGUGCACUGGUGACUUUCUUUUGUGCUGCCACUUAUGGUGCCAACUUCUUGAACUGGUGGCAGCGGCAGGGAUGGUCAAUGAGUUAUGUUGUGGUUAUAGUCGUCUUCACAUUGUAUAAGGACUUGGGGAGCACAGUUGUUCUGGCUUGGACAGGCUUCUAUGGUACACUGCUCCCAGUGCUAAACUGCUGGUUGAUUUUUUACCUUUUCCCUGACGGUGUCAAGAAAGACGAGACUUGGACGAAGGUUUUCGGCUGGGUGGAUUUCCUUGUGUUUGUCCUGCUGAUGUUCGGCCUGGGUUUCGCCACGAACGGGAAGAUGUAUGCGUUGUCUUGGCAGGCCUACUUCUCCAUGUGCUUCCUGAACCCCUUUGACCAGACUUUGUUCAGCCAAGGCCUUGACGUCCAGCUUCACGCUGCAGAAACGAGUGCCUUGACAGGAACUAUCAUAGGAUGCAUCUUCGCACUGUUGGUUGCGGCGUGGAUGAACAUCUCCGCCUUACGGAAGGCCCAGCACAUGAUGCUGGAUUUGACAUGGUCUCAUGGCCGGCUCCUUGAACAACUCUUGGAGAUGGGUUGCUUAAGGAUGAGGCCACAAGCGGCCUCCGUCUUCGCAGUUGAGGUUCAAAGCUUACAGCAACAGCUUUUGGAGAUUCGUGGGCUUUUGAAGAGCAGCUGGUGGGAGUGUCUCGACCUGGGGUCAGCUGGCCAGUCCCGACUGAUGCUUCUAGAGAUGUGUCGGAACCUUGAUUUCCUGAUUGGCUGGCUUGAAUCCAUGGUCAUGGCAGUGCAGCAUGCAAAGCUUUCGAACCCGAACCCAGCCCACGAGCUGCACCCCUCACCUCACAUCUUCGACUUGGAGAAGCUCCGGGAGCUCAUCGAGAGCGCCAGGGAAGCGUUGCAGCAAAGCUGCCAGGCAGCUGUUCAAGGCAUCUCCUGGGACGCCGAGGAAGAGUCCCACUUGGAGUUCUGGUUGAGUGCACUGGAGGACGCCCAGAUGAAGGCGCAUGAGGCCUUGAAGGCCAAGUUCAUGCCUUCCGGCUCCUGGCAGCGGCUCUUCACUUCAGCCCACUUGCCCCAGUUUGCUCUGGCCUCCAGUGCCUCUGGCUACAGCCAGAAGGUGGCAGAUCUUCUGAUUGCCAUGGCCGAAUUCGAGCCUUCAGAGGUGGCCGUGGGGCCUUGUCGGGGAUUUCUGUUAGGUCUUCGGGCGCUUCCAGGCGCAGACCUGCAGACCUGGAAGGCCGUGAUGAACUGCCUGAAGCUAUCGGUGGCUUUCACGCUCUGCUUCGUGAUUGGAUGGUUUGGGAUCGGGAUGCAGACUGGUUCCUUCGUGCCGGCCUUCAAUGCCACUCCGGCAGGCACUGUGGCCUACUUAAUCUUCCAGGGUGGAAAUCAGGCAGCCGCAUUAAAGAAGAACAUGGACCGUUUCAUGGGCGUUGCCUUUGGCUCCUUGUUGGAGACGCUGACGGUCGGCCUGUGCGGCUCCCUGAAGGCUUUCGUCGGCUGGGAUGUUGCCGCAUUCCUUUUCCUUGGCAUUUACUUCGCCUUUGAGUUUCUUGCCUUGUUCGUGUACUUUUCGUCCCCGACUUUCUCCUACGCUGGCCUGAUGUUCUGUUGCUUUUAUGCCAACUCAGCCUUGCGACCCCUCGAUCGCCAUGACGGCUUCUCAAAAUCAGGUGCACUUCAGAAGCCUAAUGGGGUUCGGCUGCAGUGUGAGUCAGAUUACCAGAGCAUCCUGAGCCAGUUGAUUGCCAUCCUUGUUGCAACAUUGAUGGAUGUCAUUGCCGAUGAGUCCUUGAGUAUCCGGGCCACAGCAAAGUUGGAGAGUUUUGCGAAGCUCGUGGAUGAGGCUUUAAGCAGAUAUCCCAUCAGCACCCGCUCAGCCGCCUUGGAGUUGCGCAAGGAGGGCAGUCACCUGCUCCGGGCCGCCGCCGCCGACGGCACCGAGGCGGCGCGGGAGCCGCGGUGUCUCGGUGUCCCGUGGCGAUCGGAGCUCUGGAGCAGGGUCAUGAAGGUCUGCAACGAGACCUGGCAAUGUCUGACCAUCGUGACCACCACCGAAAGCCCGGUCACCCAUCAGGAGAAGUCACUGCGGAGGUCUGUGGAGAUUCUCUGCAGCUCACCUAGCUUCCAAGAGAAGCUCCGGAGCCUGCAGCUUCGGACGCAGAAAGCUUUCCAACUGACCAUGGGCUACCUACGACAGAACUACUACGAUGAGAGGAACACCGAGAUGAUUGAGCUACAAGAAGAGAUGAUCAUCAGAGCAUCCUUCGCAGAGACUGGCCUGCACCAGAUCAUUGCCGAGCUUCACACCGACUUGCGAAUGGAGGAAGGCGCCCGUCAGCUGCUGGACAACCCGGUGUGCGCCGUGGCCAUGUUCCUGAUGAUGUUCGAGGCACUCGUUGCGCGUGAGGUGCAACUGGAGACAGCCAUCUUGGAGCAGCCUGAGGUGUGGCAGCUGUUGACUGAAAAAGAUUUCGAGUCAGAGCUGAGUGUGCGCAGCUCAGACUCCCUGGGCGCGCUUCACUCCUUCUGCGUGUAG